AUGGCCGGGAUAAGGGAGGCCGUCAUAAAUACCACAAAAGAAAAUGCUACGACGAAAACUCUUCGAAAACAUCCCCCUCCAGGAAUUCUCCCAAGCAUUUGCAACAAGACCUACAAACAUCCCAGCAGUGAUUUAGUUAUAGAAGUAGGUACCAGGAUAAAUCUACCAGUCUACGCUAUACACAGAGAUCCAGAUUACUUCGCAGAUCCAGACAAGUUUGAUCUAGAGAGAUUCAGCGAUAAAAACAAGGCAAACAUGACGCCAUUCUCGUAUAUGCCUUUUGGAGAAGGACCUCGCACGUGUACAGGAAUGCGGUUUGGAAAGCUACAGGCUAAAGUAGGAUUGUGCUGCGUAUUACGAAACUACAAAGUGACGUUGAACGAGAAAACUAAAGUACCGAUAACCUACCGUUCUGGUUUUGUUUCAGCUGUUGAAGGAAGUCUCUGGGUAAAUUUAGAGCCUCUUAAAAUGUAA
This is a messenger RNA of Diabrotica balteata, 474 nucleotides long. The record is from the annotation of a GenBank genome assembly. NCBI's taxonomy places the organism in Eukaryota, Metazoa, Arthropoda, Insecta, Coleoptera, Chrysomelidae.